AUGAAGUUCACGUCAUCACUGCUUUUGGCGGCUAAUAUCUGGACCACGUUGAUCGCUGGUGAUACGACAUCCACUGCGGCAGUCCGCACGCCGGUGAAUAAUUCACCAGUGACGGAUGUUACUUCACCCGACAUCACCUGCAAUGUAAACCCGACACCGGCGACUGAAACUGUCGAUGUCCCAGCCGGAUCAACAAUCGGCUUCGAGCUCGACAACACGGUAUACCAUCAGAUAAUUUUCUAUUACGGUCCAGCAGCAAUUUACCUCGGUCAAGCACCGGGUGCCGCUGCCGACUGGGAUGGAUCCGGAGAGAGCUGGUUCAAGAUUGCAGAAUGGGGAGCUACCUUUAAUCCCUUCACAUUCACCGACUACGGCGCCAGUCAGCUGACUGCGACCAUCCCAAGCGAUGUAGCUCCUGGCCAAUACCUGGUCCGCAUUGAGCAGAUCGGUUUACAUGUUGUAGAUGCACCUCAAUGGUACAUCUCCUGUGCCCAGAUUAACAUCACUGGAGGAGGUUCUGCAAAUCCGAGCAAAGUUUCCAUCCCGGGAUACGUGUCUCCUGAUGAUCCAGGUCUUACGGUCGAUAUCUAUGACCCUGUCCCAACCGCCUACACUGUCCCUGGACCCCCCGUCUUCUCUGGAUGA
Messenger RNA from Fomitiporia mediterranea MF3/22, 645 nucleotides. RefSeq names its product glycoside hydrolase family 61 protein. The transcript has 6 exons. Bases 1 to 645 code for a protein of 214 amino acids. NCBI's taxonomy places the organism in Eukaryota, Fungi, Basidiomycota, Agaricomycetes, Hymenochaetales, Hymenochaetaceae. The record is from RefSeq and is a predicted model, not a curated record.